Messenger RNA from Carica papaya (papaya), 3390 nucleotides. NCBI's taxonomy places the organism in Eukaryota, Viridiplantae, Streptophyta, Magnoliopsida, Brassicales, Caricaceae. The record is from RefSeq and is a predicted model, not a curated record.
UCGACGCGCCUCUUCCCUCCGUCCCACUCGCACUCCUCCAAAAUGGGGAUUUCAAAUUUUCCUCUCUCUCUCUCGGGCCAUAAAGGAACCCAAACCACCAUAGCCUCUGAGCUUUUAGCUAUCUACGCCUUGCUGCCAAACGCCGCCGUAUCAUUCUCUCUUUCAAAUUAACCUCUUCAACCGACGUCGGUCGCUUCCUCUCAACUCGCGAGACCCAAGGGCCACAGUAACAGACGCCUCUCCUCCAAAACGCGCCAUCAUUUCUCUUUCUCCUCGCCAUCGCUCCGGCGCUCGAGCUCGAAAGCUACUCAAGGCGGGAGUUGCCAAGCCGCCGGUGAUAUGUUUCAAAUCCAGCCACUAGGUUUGGUAGAUGUGCGAGGGCUAUCGCAGUGAACGGACGAGCUAGCAGCUUGCUAGAUGGAUUUACACCGCACCAUGACUGCAAUCUAACACCAACAAUGUGGUGGUGCCCAACAUGAUGGCAUCUCUCUCAAAUGACUGAGUGAAGAGGCUCAGUUUCUGAUCCAAUUAAAACCUAAAUCUUACACAAAGAGACUACUUCUCAUGACACAGUCAAGAGCCGAGCUUAACAAGGAGAUAGAUCGAAUGGCAGGGAUAUUGAAGGCACCAGGUGCAUUCGCAAUUACCCCACACAAAGUCUCUAUUUGCAUACUGUUGCAGAUCUAUGCGCCCCCCGCUCAAAUAUCUGUCCCCUUCCCUUUUUCUUCUGUUUCUCAACACAACCGCCUCGGCUUAUACCUGCUGGCUCUCACCAAGUCCUGUGAUGAUAUUUUAGAGCCCAAGCUGGAAGAACUUACAAAUCAAUUGAGAGAAAUUGGUGGUUUGAUGGAUCAUUGGUUGACUGAUCACUUGACGAAUAGGUUGUCAUCUCUAUCGACAGCCGAAGAUUUGUUCAAUUUCUUUAGUGAAAUGCGAGGAAUACUUGGGGGUCCUGAUUCAGGAGUUUUAGAAGACGAUCAGGUUAUUUUGGAUCCAAAUGGCAACUUGGGGAUGUUUCUACGCCGUUGUGUGCUUGCUUUUAACCUAUUAUCUUUUGAGAUAUUGAAGUUUCUGCUGACCUAAUCAAAAGGCGGCAACAAAGUUGGGGAAACUUCUCCAUUUGCAAACACUUCAGCUGAUGCAUUGAGAGAUAUUGAAUCAAACAGUGGGGUGUUCCUACGGACAAAUUGGCAGAUCCAAGGAUACCUAAUGGAGCAAGCUGAUGCGAUUGAAAAACAUGGCUGCUCUUUCUCCUUGAAUGCUUUUGAGGUUAUCCUAAGACGGCUUCAGAAAUUGGCCCCUGAGCUACAUCGUGUUCACUUCUUGCGUUACUUGAAUAAUCUAUAUCAUCAUGAUUAUUUUGCUGCUUUGGAUAGUCUUCACUGCUACUUUGAUUACAGUGCAGGAACUGAGGGAUUUGAUCUUGUCCCUCCUUCAGCCAGCUGUAACAGUUUUGGAAGAUAUGAAGUUGCUUUAUUGUCUUUGGGAAUGAUGCAUUUUCACUUUGGGCAUCCUAAGCAAGCUUUAGAGGUUUUAACUGAAGCAGUACGUGCUUCCCAACAGCAAAGUAAUGACACUUGCCUAGCGUAUACUUUAGCAGCUUUAUGCAACUUGUUGUCUGAAAUUGGAAUCUCAAGUACAACUGGCAUACUUGGGUCAUCAGAUUCACCUGUGACUAGCAUAGUUACUUCAUUAUCCGUCCAGAAGCAAUUAUUUGUUCUCUUGAAAGGGUCUCUGAAGAGAGCAGAAAGCUUAAAGUUGAAACGAUUAGUAGCUUCUAUUCAUCUUGCAAUGGCUAAAUUUGAUUUAACGCAUGUGCAAAGACCUCUAUUAUCAUUUGGUCCCAAAGCAUCCAUGAAACUCAGAACAUGCCCUGUUAAUGUUUGCAAGGAACUGAGAUUAGGUUCUCAUUUAAUCAGUGAAUUUUCUUUAGAAAGCUCAGCAAUGACAAUUGAUGGUGCUCUUUGUACUGCAUGGCUUAAGAACUUGCAAAAGCCAAUGGGUUCCCUGGUAUUUUCUCAAGAUAAUAGAUCUGGAAAUGAUUCCAAUGUUUUACAGUUCUGUGCACAACCAAGUUCUAUUCCUGGAUCUGUAUUGCAAUUAGUAGGUUCUUCAUACUUGUUCCGUGCCACUACUUGGGAGCUUUAUGGCAGUGCUCCUCUUGCUCGUCUGAAUGCACUGGUUUAUGCAACUUGCUUCGCUGAUGCUUCCAGUUUAUCUGAUGCAGCAUUAGCAUAUGUGAAGCUUAUCCAACAUUUAGCUGCAUAUAAAGGAUAUAAAGAUGCCUUUGCCGCACUUAAAAUAGCUGAGGAGAAGUUUUUGUCUGUUUCUAAGUCUAGAAUAAUGCUACUCAAGUUACAGCUAUUCCAUGAGCGUGCUUUGCAUCGGGGACAUCUGAAGCUAGCUCAGCAAAUAUGUGAUGAGCUUGAAGGUUUGGCAUCACCUGUUACUGGUGUAGAUAUGGAGCUGAAGGUAGAAGCAAGCUUUUGCCAUGCUCGUACAUUGCUGGCAGCGAAGCAGUUCAGCCAGGCUGCAGCUGUGGCACACUCUCUUUUUUGCAUGUGUUACCAAUUCAAUCUCCAAGUUGAAAAUGCCUCAGUUCUUCUUUUGCUUGCUGAAAUUCACAAGAAAUCAGGAAAUGCUGUUCAAGGCCUUCCAUAUGCAUUAGCAAGCAUCUCAUUCUGUCAGUCAUUUAACUUGGAUCUCUUAAAAGUGUCAGCCACCUUAACACUUGCUGAGCUGUGGCUUGCACUUGGAUCAAGUCAUGCAAAAAGGGCUUUAUCCCUCAUACAUGGGGCAUUUCCAAUGAUUCUUGGCCAUGGGGGUUUGGAGCUUCGGGCUCGUGCUUAUAUUUUUGAAGCAAAAUGCUACUUAUCUGAUCCAAGCUUUUCAGUUUCUGAAAAUUCUGAGGUUGUUCUGGAACCUUUGAGGCAAGCUGCAGAUGAUCUUCGGGCACUGGAGUAUCAUGAACUGGGGGCUGAAGCUUUCUACUUGAUGGCAAGGGUACAUGACUUUCUAGGGGAUUUGGAGAAAAGGGAAGAAGCUGCAACUUCAUUUAAGCAACACAUUACUGACCUUGAGAAUCCUCGGGAUGAGGAUGAUCUUCUCGAUAAUAUUUGACGAACAAAACUGAAAUCUGGGAAUUGUUGUAGGUAUCAUAAUGCCAUACACGAGUGGGGUUUGACAAAGGUUGCUCUUCUACUCUAACCAUGUCCUAAGUUAAUGACUUCAUGUAAUAUCAUCACUUCGUCGUUUAAAAGAAAUUUUGUUCAGAGGUUAGUGAAGCUGUUAUAAUUCUAUGACUGCAUUCAGGACCGGUUUUUGUUUGGUCAUUCUAUCUCUUUUCGAAAAUAUAUAUAAUUUGCACGGUCAAGGUUCUUGGCUAACACA